AUGUAUAAAAAAACAAUUGAAAUAAAAAGGAGAAGGAAGAGAUAAAAGAGAAUUAAAAAUAAUUUAUUAAAUGUUCUAUAAAAGGAUCAGUAGGUUUAAAAAUAAGAAGAGUGUAUGAAAGAGUUUAAUUUUGGAUAAUUAUUACAAUAGAUGGUGAAAAUAAUAUUUGAUAGGAAAUAUUUUAAGUUCAAUGUAACAAAAAUAUGAUAUUAAGUAGAUGAAUAAUAAUUAUGGUAUUCAUAAUGGUAUUCAAUGAAUAAUGAAAUCUAGAAUUAUCAAAUGCUGAAUAUUUAAGAGAAUAAUAAUAGAUACAUAUACUUUAUAUAAAAGAUAUGUCCAAUAUCACUGUAAUCUAUAUAAUUGAAAAAAAAGACAGAGAUAGAAUAGAGUUGUAGUGAAAUUACUUAAUAUGGAAAAUAUGGUAAAUGCUAGAAUUUGGUUUUAUCAAAAUUUUUUGUUUUAUUACCUGUAUUCUAUGUCAUUGAAAAUAUCAUGUAAGUAAAUUAUUUAAUAAAGACUUUAAAAAAUAAAAGUGAAUCAAACUCAUGUUGUAAAGGUUAAUGCCAAAAAAAUAAGAAGAAUCUUGUAAUUGCAGAAUUAGUGUGUAUGAUGAAAAGAAACAGAAAUAUUGAUGUCCUUGUCACACCAAAGGGAUAAGAAUAUGAUUCAUAAUUGUGUAAAUGA
This is a messenger RNA of Paramecium sonneborni, 684 nucleotides long. The record is from the annotation of a GenBank genome assembly. NCBI's taxonomy places the organism in Eukaryota, Ciliophora, Oligohymenophorea, Peniculida, Parameciidae.